This is a messenger RNA of Cyprinodon variegatus (sheepshead minnow), 932 nucleotides long. RefSeq names its product guanylyl cyclase-activating protein 2-like (gene guca1g). Gene Ontology annotation, cellular component: cone photoreceptor outer segment; photoreceptor inner segment. Gene Ontology annotation, biological process: visual perception. The record is from RefSeq and is a predicted model, not a curated record. Gene Ontology annotation, molecular function: calcium ion binding; calcium sensitive guanylate cyclase activator activity. The transcript has 4 exons. The coding region runs from base 13 to 588 and encodes 191 amino acids. NCBI's taxonomy places the organism in Eukaryota, Metazoa, Chordata, Actinopteri, Cyprinodontiformes, Cyprinodontidae.
UCCUUUGGACCAAUGCAACUGGACACCAGGAAGCAAGAGAAAAGCAGCAGUGAUGGGAAUCUUGCUCAGAUUCAGGAGAUGUGUGUCAUUUUUCUGAGGGAAUGUCCCAGCGGCGCCUUGCAUCUACACGAGUUCAAGAGGAUGUUUGGCGUCCAGAGCAGCUCGCGAGAGGAGUCCCUCUUCCUCGAGACAAUCUUCCGCUCAUUCGACACAAACCAGGACAACACGCUGGACUUCAUUGAGUACGUUGCUGCUCUUAACUUGAUUCUAAGAGGGAAUCUGGAAGAUCGGCUCAAAUGGUCCUUUAAGAUGUACGACCGAGACGGGAACGGAAAACUGGACAGGAAGGAGGUGAAGCUCCUCAUAAGGGUUCUUCACAAAAUCAAGCUUCAGGGGAGUGAAGUCGGUCUGACUCCGUCGGAGAUCUGCGAUCGGAUCUUUGAGCGCGUUGACGACAAUAAUGACGGUGAGAUAACACUGAGUGAGUUCAUGGAGGGGGCCCAGAAAGACGAUUGGCUCAUGGACCUUCUCAAUCUAGACAUCAACACCUCCGGCUGGGUGAUCCGAAACUGCAGGAAACUAUGUUGACCUUUAAAUGCUCAGCGGAUGACCUCUUCCUUUGGUUUAAAUAUAUUUAAUCUGUGAGUUAUGAGUUGCCUUUUAAAACUCAGCGCUGGACCGCUUUAUGAGACAGAAGUUCUGCAGGAACCUCUUGAGUGAGUUUAAUCAUCCAAUACAGAUGAAUGAACUACUUCAUAUCCACAUUUAUGAUAUUUGAAUCAGAAUUAAUCUUCAUCAAUGAUUGCAAUGUUCAGAUUAUCUGCAUAUAUUCUAACAAAGUCAUGUCAUCCAGUGUCCAAUGUGGUUAAAGCUGAAAUGUUUUAAAAAUGACGUCCCAGAAGCAGCAGGUCUGAAGGAAAUAUUCAUAUUCA